AUGUCUAAGCCAAAAAUUUCCGUCUAUUUUUUCACCAAUGGGCAACCUUUUAAACCUCCGCACAAGGUUGUGAUUGCUCGCCAGAAGUUAGAGGAGAAUCAGGUUAUAGAACGUAUCCAUCGUCUGCAUUAUUACAAUGGCUAUGUAGUCUAUACGUUGUUCGGACAGCCUUUGCGCUCAAUUCAGGAAGUUCACGAUGAUUCCGCCUUUGUUGCCGUACCACGUGAUCAAUGUUUCCAAGCGGGGCCUUACGUAAAAAUAUUUCGCCAGUACAUAGACGAAAAAUUACCUAUUUCAGAUGGAAAAAAAUCUGACAAAAAGAAAAAACCUAUCACAAAACCCCUAGGCACCAGCUAUGGCUGUAAAUCGCCAGUUCCACGGCUAGCUAAGGAAGUUCGUUUCUGCCCCGGAUGCCGCCAUGUGGCGGUCGAUAUGCGCUGCCAGGAUUUCGGCACAACUACUACUCGAGGCAAGCAGGAUACCUGCGUGUGCCGAAAUAUUGAUCCACAUGGUGAGUGCGUUCCACUUCCGAUUCGGCCGAAACAUAAAAUUAGAAGAAAGAAGCAUGGCCGAAGCUGGAGCAGUUGUUUCCGAAAACGAGAGGAAAAGAAAGAACCGAUUAUACGCAUGCGAAAACGGGACAUAGAACAAAUGGAACAGGCAAGAGCGAAGAAAAUGCGAAAACCAAAGGCUCGACAACGGAAGGGUUGUUGCGGUGGACCAACCACCAAAGAAGAGCAAUACAAGAAAGAACGGGAUAAGUUAAUCAAACAACGUAAGAAACGACUUGAAAAUGAAGAGAAACGUAAGCUGAAGGAACAGAAGGCUGCACAGAACCGGAUUAGAAGCCGACGGCGACGGCAGCAAUGCAUGGCCCGGUGCUGUCCGUGUUGCGUGAAAAAACCGGAACCAAUAUGGCGCCAGCCAGCGCCUCAUAGCUGUGUGGAACACUUGAAAAAGGCACGUGAUCAAGCCAUACGGCGCAGAACGGCACUGGGCAUUCCAGAACAAUCUUCUUGGGAGAGCAUCAACUUUCCUCCCAGGUUUAAGAAAAAGAUAUGUAGCACCCAAACGACUAAGGAAGAUCUAAAAGAGGCUCGUAAGGCUGCUGGGAGUGGCUGGAACUGUUUUGGAGGAAAGAAAAAGAAAGCCGAGCCUGAGGAGGAUCUAUGCUGUAAAUGA
This is a messenger RNA of Sabethes cyaneus, 1182 nucleotides long. RefSeq lists its product as uncharacterized. The coding region runs from base 1 to 1182 and encodes 393 amino acids. The transcript has 4 exons. NCBI's taxonomy places the organism in Eukaryota, Metazoa, Arthropoda, Insecta, Diptera, Culicidae. The record is from RefSeq and is a predicted model, not a curated record. Gene Ontology annotation, biological process: intracellular signal transduction.